UUCAGAGCCAAGCCUCGCGGAUUCGCGCUUGAGAGCUUUCCGAUGGUAGUAAGCCCAUGUUGCCUAUUGUUAUGGUCGUGGCGAGUCCCUUGCUCCCUAGCUAGGGAUAGUUUGCGCUGUUUACCAACGAGUCGACGUGCAGCGCGCGUGCAGGCCCUCAAGAGCCACCCUUAGAAAGAGCCAGGACAGAGUAGCAUCAUGGUCCAGGAUUUGUCAAAGAUCGGACUUCGGUAAUGAUUCGACGGCGAAUUAUCCAUAGCAUCCACUUAAGCCAGCUGCUCUCACGGGACUCCUUCUAAGAUGAAACUUGAGUAAGGGUGGCCGAGAACCGACUAACCUGGGUUAGCUGUUGAAGACGAGGGUAGAUGCUCCUUAUAUAGCCAGUCAUGAGCCACCCAACUCUUAUCAAGCACGCAAUAGCACGCAAUCCCUGAAACCUAUCUUUAUUCGAGAGACGAUCCUUCAGCUAUGCCUCGCCAGAUCGACACGGUCCCAACGCCGGCUCACGUGAAGCCUAAGAAGCUGAUAGUGCUCAGCGCACCUAGGACCGGCACUCAUGGCCUCUACCUAGCUCUGAAGGAGCUGGGCUUCAAGCCCUACCACAUGGCCGAGGUCCUCAAGGCCGGAGCGCCAGCGGUAAAGAUCAUGAACGACGGACUUAAUGCCGAAAUGUUCCACAUCGGCGAACCGUAUACUCGUGCAGAAUUCGAUAAAUGGUUCGCCGACUACGACGUCAUAAAUGAGAUGCCAUUUUUCAUGCUUCACUCAAUAAUAAAAGCAUAUCCAGAUGCCAAGUUCCUUCUGACGGAGAGAAAUCCCGAAAAAUGGGCCAAGUCGUUUGUUAAUACCAUCGGGAUGUUGGCCGUACAAUUGAAGUCCUUCCCAAUGUCCGUAUUCAGGUUCUUUGACGAGUUCACUUACGGCAUGGGUUACAUGGGGAAUGCGGUGUUGGGGUAUUAUUCGAAUGGUUAUGGCUUAACCCCAACAGGACAGAAGUAUCUUGCUGAGAACUAUAGAAACUACAUUGCCGAAGUGAAACGAAUUGUUCCACCGGAGCAGUUAUUGGUGUGCAAACUCGAGGACGGGUUCGGGUGGAACGAGAUUUGCCCAUACCUAGGGGUACCAAUCCCCAAGACCGAGUGGCCGUCGCUCAAUAAACCAGAGGAAUUUCACGAAGUCGCAGGCCCGAAAAUACAGCACGCAUUCACAAAGGGUUUGGUCGGUAUGACAUCCAUGGUAGUCCCAGUCGUUGCUGUGGGCUUUUGGUACCUAAGGAAAGGAAGGUUGGCCAUUUGAAACCUCGGUA
Annulohypoxylon truncatum is the source of this 1306-nucleotide messenger RNA. Its product is annotated as P-loop containing nucleoside triphosphate hydrolase protein. NCBI's taxonomy places the organism in Eukaryota, Fungi, Ascomycota, Sordariomycetes, Xylariales, Hypoxylaceae. The record is from RefSeq and is a predicted model, not a curated record. Bases 469 to 1296 code for a protein of 275 amino acids. The transcript has 5 exons.